UUCGAGUGCCAAAUUCUUACGAUAUUACGAUUCUAAAUUAACCUAAUUGAUUCUGAUCGAAUCUGGAGUCCAAAUAGACAACAUGUGAAAGAUAAGAAAUAUCCCCCACAGGGCGGAUGCCAAAGUUAUGAUCUUUGAGAGGAAGGAAUUAAUUUGGAUUUUUAAUAUCAAUAGCUGUCAUUAGUACAAGUUAAGAGUCUUAGAUCAUAUUCCGAUUUAUUAUGCCAUUAUUAUUAAGAAAACUAAAUCAGGCUCCAUGCUAUGUAUGAUGCCGAAAUUGUGUACAGGGUGGCUUUCUGCAAACUCACACACACAUAUAUUGAUUGAUUGUGUAACAGGAGUUUUUUUUUUUUUUUAGCCAAAAACAUGUCUGAAGUAAAUCAAAAGGGAAAAAUAGGUUGGUAUAAGAAGCCUCUUAUCUUAUGCCAGCUGCCUGGCAAUGCUUUUAUGCUGGCAGAGUGCAAAGAAUGGAAUUGCAGAAUAGAAAAGUUGAUGUUAGCAUGCAAACGAAAUAUAAUGUGUUUCCAAGUUUCAAUGCUGAGUAGGUUCCAUAUUUUGUUGACGCUCUUGCUGCAGCUCUGCGAAGAAAAGACAUCAUUACUUUCAGAGCGUAAAAAUGCGCUCAAAUAUUUGUUUCAAAUUAUAUUUAUAUAUUUAUUUUAUUGUAUAUUUUUAGUUCUCGACUCUUUUUAAAAGUUUAAAAAUCAUUUGCAUUAUAACGGCAAGUUAUCUUAGUUUUAUUAGUUAUUUAAAUUAAGAAAAUGUGAGUGAGUAUUUAGGCAUGCCGUUAGGCUCAUCCUUACUGACAUUGCCAUGUUUCCCUUUGCUCCUUUUCUGAUUUAUCCCCGUUAGUCUAUCUUUCUUUGCAUCUCCCACUUGAAAAUUCAGGCCAUGCAGUCACCAGCAGUAUUUCUAUCAUAGAAAGAAGAGUAAUCUAGCCUGCUACAAAGUCCAAAGUACCAAUGGGAUUGCAGAAUAGCAAAGUUGAUGAUAGCAUGCAAAGGAAAUAUGAUGUGUUUCUCAGUUUCGAUGACGAAUACAUUCCGUAUUUUGUUGACGACCUUAUUGCUGCUCUACAAAGAAAAGGUAUCAAUACUUUCAGAGCAGACAAAAUGUUGAAGAAAGGAAAAUCCGUUCCACCCGAGAUCUUGAGAGCAAUCGGAGAAUCCCAAAUUUGCAUUGUUGUCUUCACAUUUAAUUAUGCUGCCUCAGUAUGGUGCUUGCGGGAAUUGGCCAAGAUUGCCAAGGACAUGAGUAAACACAGGGUUUUUCCAGUUUUCUACCGUGUACAUCCAACUGAGGUUCAAAAACAAGGCAAGUGUUAUGAAGGCACCUUUGCCGAACAUGAAGAAAAAUUUAGACACAAUUUAGACGAGGUACAAAACUGGAGGCAAGCUAUGAAAGAAGUGGGCUCUGUCAAGGGUUGGCAUGUAUGGAAUGGUUCCGAAUCAGAAGUUAUUGAUAGCAUUGUUAAAAGCGUGAUGAGGACAUUAGAUCGUAAUGAGAAUGAUGACUUAAUCGGGUUGGUGACUCGUGUAGAAGCAUUAAAAGAUAACCUUCAAGACUUGAAACCAGAUGAUGACAGACCUCGUUUUGUAGGAGUUUAUGGGAUGUCCAGAACAGGGAAGACAUGUCUUGCCAAAGCUGUAUACGAAGAGAUGUCUCACCACUUCAAAGCUCACAGUUUUCUUUUCAACGUAGGUCGAGUUGUUGACAAUUAUUCUCAUGGUCUAAUCCACUUACAAAAGCAACUUCUUUGUGAAACUGGAGUCGAAGGUGAUCAAGAGAUAAAUGAUGAUGAAAUGGGAAGCUCAAUUAUCAGGGAUCACUUAAGAAGCUGUAAGACUCUCUUGGUUCUUGAUGACAUUAAUGAUCCAGCACAACUAAAGGCUUUGGCUGGAAAUGUUGACUGGUUUGGUCCUAGAAGUAGGAUUAUCAUAGCAACAAGAGAUGAGAGUGUUCUUAGAAACCAUGGGGUGGAACAUGUUUACAAGGUCAAAUUAUUAAACGAGUAUGAAGCUAGCCAACUUCUCUGUACAAUUGCUUUCAAACGCAAUUCUCCCCUUGCAGGUUACGAGAAAUUGACGGGUGAUGUUUUAAGAUAUGCCAAUGGCCUUCCGUUAGUCAUUAAAAGAUUGGGUUCAGCUCUGGUUGGCCAAAGUCCCUCAGAAUGGACAAGGGUCUUGGAAGGCCUGCAAGAACAUCCUGAGAAAAGCAUCAUGCUUCACCUUAAAUCAAGCCUUCAUGGACUGAAGAAGGAAGAAAUGGAGAUAUUUUUUGAUAUUGCUUGUUUCUUCAAUGGAGAAGAUGAGAGCCAUGUCAGGAGAAUUUUAUAUUCUUGCGGACAUGAUGAUAAUGGAAUUAGAGUUCUACAAGAUAAAUCACUCAUAAACAUUAGUGAUGGAAAAAUUGCUAUGCAUGUUAUACUGCAACAGGUAGGAAGGCAAAUAAUUCAUGAAGAAUCAUACAGGAAUCGUGGCAAAAGAGGUAGGUUAUGGUUGAUCAAGGAUGUUCUUGAUGUUAUGGACACAGAAAAGGGAAUUAAAAGAGUCCAAGCCAUAGUCUUGAAGCCGGAAAAACUGCAAGACACUCCUUUGAGGGCCGAAGCUUUAUCAUACAUGAGAGGCCUUGUACUUAUGAUACUUCAUAAUGUAAAAUUUUCGGGAGAGAUCCAUCAUCUUUCCAAUGAAUUGCGAUAUGUUUCGUGGGAUAAAUAUCCUUUCACUCGUUUGCCAUCUACUUUUGAAGGUCGAAAGCUUGUUGAAUUGAUCAUGCCUAAUAGUAGUCUCAGGCUGCUAUGGGAAGGCAUUUAUAAGGAUCUCCCCAAUUUGAGAAACUUGGAUCUCCAUGGCUCCAAAUAUUUGACCCAGAUGCCGAGUUUUGCAGGGCUCCGAAAUCUUGAAAUUCUUAACCUUGAAGGAUGUAUUAGACUGUCGCAAGUUGAUUCAUCUAUUACAGCUCUUCAUAAUAUCAGGGAGCUGAAUUUGAGAAAUUGUGUUGGUCUUGCUAGUAUCCCAGAAAGUUUAUUUGGUGGUCGUGAAAAACUUAAAAUUCUAAAUCUUGCUGGGUGCUCAAAUCUUUUGAAGUAUUUCAACUUUGAUCCGUUGAGGAGCUCACUGGAUGAGAAGCUACUCACCAAUCGAUAUCAUAUCUUAUUGGCAAAAUUCGUAUUGUAUUUUCAUUUGCUUUUCAGGCUAAUAAAUUAAUGUUUUUGGUUUGUCUAUUGUAAGUUUGUAAUGGAUUUGUCUCAUCGUAUUUAAGGUGAUCAGAUGUUACUUGUGGAGUUUGAAUUAAACUUUGUUUAAGAUUGUCUUGUACUUGAACAAGUUGACCUAUCAAAAUAUUACUAGUGUAAA
This is a messenger RNA of Prosopis cineraria, 3356 nucleotides long. RefSeq names its product disease resistance protein RUN1-like. Lineage: Eukaryota; Viridiplantae; Streptophyta; Magnoliopsida; Fabales; Fabaceae. Bases 963 to 3206 code for a protein of 747 amino acids. The record is from RefSeq and is a predicted model, not a curated record. Gene Ontology annotation, biological process: signal transduction; defense response. Gene Ontology annotation, molecular function: ADP binding. The transcript is spliced from 5 exons.